AUAACUACAUACAUACAUACAUAGCUGUCCAAUUCCCAUCGAAAGCCCAAUCACUAUCCCAAUUUCUGUCACAUUCGUAAUGCUAAUUGCCUGCACAAAUGUUUGCGCCACUGAAAUUUCCACUCGUCAUUCAACGGCAAUGAUGAUGGCUCACUUAGAGUGGUUCCAGAUAUCGGCUUAGUUGUGCCCGGAGUGCAUUUAGUCUUGGUAAGCCCUUCCAUGUACGAUGUGCGGAAUGGGUGUGCUUGUGCUCCUUACGGGUCUGUUCUUGAUCGCCCUGCCAGCCUUUGGCCUAACCAUCACCACCACCCGUAAUGUCACCGAGUUCCUGGGACACCGACAGAAACGCUGGCUGAUCUAUCAGAACAGCGGAUCGAUGAAGUUCAGCAUCGGGCCAUCGUUGCCAAUACCCUUGGAGGAUCAUGUCACAUUUCGCUCCUGUGUACUGUCCUUCACGCUCCAGGGAGGCACCUAUUCGCUGCCCACCUCACCCAUCUGGCCCUGGGACAAGUGGGAGGGCACUUUCGCCCGUUCCCUGACACAGAUGAGGCGGAACAUCGAGAGGCACGCCGCCAGUGGAGACAUCCGGUAUGCAGACGAUGCCAGACUGCUGGUCUACACCGCUCUGGAGGAGUACAUGGGCAGGAGGAAUGAUAACAUGGCCGUGGGCAGGCAAUGCCUGCUUCGCUCCAUAUGCGAAAAUGCCCAAAUCCACCACCACAUUGGGGUGUUCUCCGAAAUCUUGAACAUUGUCCUGAGUCCAGGCAAGGCGGAUCUGGAUAAAUCCUACCAUGAUGCCUAUGCCGCUGGCAAGGCAGGCGCCGAUUGCCUCGGCCUCUACAGGACCUGCCCACGCGGGGACAAUUUCCUGGACGAACUACUGAUUGUGGAGCAUGAUUGAUUUACUGCUGAUGCUUCUGGUGAUCGUAGCCGAUGGAACCACAAUAAAGUUUUCGACUAAAUCAAAGUGCAUAUCUAAUGGGUCUCGUCCUGUGUCGGAUUGGGAUGGAUGUGCUUGUUGCAUAAUUUGGGGCGGAAAUGCACGGAUGCAUGUCUUCAGGGCAGGAAACUGUGUUGUCAGAGGAUGGUUCAAGGAUGAGAAUGUGUGUGUAUCCGUGUGGGUGUGUGUAUCCAUGCGUGUACGAUGUCAGUUUAUGCGUCAUCUGUGGGUUGACAGGUAUUGCAGCCC
This is a messenger RNA of Drosophila pseudoobscura, 1189 nucleotides long. RefSeq lists its product as uncharacterized. The transcript is spliced from 2 exons. The record is from RefSeq and is a predicted model, not a curated record. The coding region runs from base 227 to 901 and encodes 224 amino acids. Lineage: Eukaryota; Metazoa; Arthropoda; Insecta; Diptera; Drosophilidae.